Molecule: messenger RNA, 1788 nt
Organism: Pestalotiopsis fici W106-1
Lineage: Eukaryota; Fungi; Ascomycota; Sordariomycetes; Amphisphaeriales; Sporocadaceae
Product: Glucoamylase P
Exons: 4
Coding region: 1-1788 (595 amino acids)
Biological process (GO): polysaccharide catabolic process
Cellular component (GO): fungal-type vacuole
Molecular function (GO): glucan 1,4-alpha-glucosidase activity; starch binding
Source: RefSeq, a predicted model, not a curated record
AUGAUGUUGCUCACUUUCACAUUUGCGGCUGUUGUUUCUCUGAGCGCACUGGCCUCGGUUGUCCCAACAGAGCGAGCGAGCUCCGUCGAUCUUGACGCCUUUGUGACUGUAGAGAGAUCAAUUGCCCUCCAAGGUGUCCUGAAUAACAUUGGAGCUAAUGGCUCUCUUGCUGUCGGCGCCGCUGCCGGAUAUGUGGUCGCUAGUCCUUCCAAGGCCAACCCGGACUACUUUUACACGUGGACAAGAGACUCGGCAUUGACUCUCAAAAUGGUCGUUGAUGAGUUCCUUCUUGGCGCAACAUACCUCCAGACACAUAUUGAGGAUUACCUGCAUGCACAAGCCGUCCUCCAAACAGUGACGAACCCGUCUGGCACACUUUUGCCCUCUGGCAAGGGCCUCGGAGAACCAAAGUAUAAUGUUGACGGCACCCGCUACAAUGGAAAUUGGGGGAGACCUCAGCGAGACGGUCCAGCCUUGCGUGCGAUUGCAUUGAUCACGUACAGCAACUGGCUGGUGGCAGCUGGCCAAGCCGGACGAGCCAAGUCGGUCGUAUGGCCCAUUAUUUCCAACGACUUGUCCUAUGUCGGGCAAUACUGGAACUCUACUGGCUUUGAUUUGUGGGAAGAGGUGUCUGGGUCCAGUUUCUUCACUAUUCAAAACCAAUAUCGAGCCUUGGUGGAGGGCGCUACUCUUGCGAGCACCCUCGGUGUAAAUUGUACCGGAUGCGACCAGGCCCCCGAGGUGCUCUGCUUUCUCCAGAGUUUCUGGAAUGGCGAUUUCUUCAUUGGCAACAUCAAUACCAACACGGUGAGAAAUGGCCUAGAUGCCAACACCAUUCUAGGAUCCAUUGCAAUCUUUGAUGUUAAUGCGAGCUGCGACAGUGGAACUGUUCAGCCGUGUAGCAGCCGGGGUUUGUCCAACUUUAAAGCCUUUGUGGACGGCUUUCGCAAUGAAUCCCUGUAUCUCAUAACAUCUGGAGCUGCCGAAUAUCUAUACGACGCCAUUGCACAGUGGACCAAGCAGGGCGCCAUCACUAUCGACGACAUUUCUUUGGCUUUCUUUGCAGACAUCUUUCCAGAUGCAAAGCUCAAGACUUAUUCGGCCAACAGCACAUGCUCGGGGUUCUCCCAAAUCAUCGAGGCAGUUCGAGCCUAUGCGGACAGCUUUGUCUCUGUUGUAGAACAAUAUACACCAGUAAAUGGUUCUCUAUCCGAGCAAUUCAACAAGACGGCACCCGGAAAUCCUCUUUCGGCCUAUGAUUUGACUUGGUCGUAUGCCGCCUUUGUCACCAUGGCAGAACGCCGCGCGGGACAGUAUCCUCCAAGCUGGGAGCAAUCCACAUUGGCAGAUUUGCCCUCCGAGUGCUCGGCUUCCUCGAUCAAGGGCGUCUAUGUCCCUGCGUUUGCGGCUGGUGCGCCAAAUGUCUCUACAUCCUGUACAUCCUAUGUGCAGUUUGCAGUAAAUGCCUCGACCUAUUUUGGAGAAAACGUGUACCUGGUGGGCAAUACUUCUGAUCUGGGUGCCUGGGAUGUUGAUAAUGCGCAACCUCUUCUCUCUUCUAAUUAUACCUCUGAACGGCCGCUGUGGUAUGCACCAAUCGCCCUGACGGCAGGAGAGUAUAUCAAUUACGGGUACGCGCGGCAGGAAGACUGUGAUCAGCCAUGGAUAUUUGAGACGGUAAAUAGGACACUUUUGGUGCCAGAGUGCGAUGAGAAUGACGUUGAAGCUAUUCGGGCAGAGACCAAUGAUGCAUGGACCGGGUCUGUUGGCAGCAGUGGUGGAUGUUGA